Acanthosepion pharaonis is the source of this 810-nucleotide messenger RNA. Lineage: Eukaryota; Metazoa; Mollusca; Cephalopoda; Sepiida; Sepiidae. The record is from the annotation of a GenBank genome assembly.
AUGCGUAGGGAAAAGUUUUCAAGUAUACUGCGAUAUUUUCUCCUUUGUUCAAUCUUUACCCGUAUGCGCCAGAUUUGUGGCCUUGUGCCAGACUUCGCAAGUAUCUAUCUACAACUGCCGUCCAAUCGUAGAUCUGUGUCUUUCUACGCGUGCGUUCGUACUGUGUAUUUGAAAAGGAACGCGCGCGAAUCGACCGCACACACGCUCCCGACUGCACACACGCAGAGAAAUUUCUCACUUAGACAUUCGUUCAUUUGUCUCAUUCUUUUGUUCGUUACAUCAUUCCUUUAUUCGUCCAUUCGCCUAUUCGCUCAUUCUUAUUCCUAUUCCGGGACGCUGUGCAACACAGUCCGUCGUUCCAAUUUACUGCAGUUUUUCUAUCUCGAGACUUUAUCUAUCAGUCUAACUCAACCUAUGAAAAAUCUAUCUAUCUAUCUAUCUAUCUAUCUAUCUAUCUAUCUAUCUAUCUAUCUAUCUAUCAAUUUAUCUUUCUAUUCUCUUGCUGUCAAAAAGCAUCAAGCCAUAUGCAUGGAGACAAAUCUUGCUAUCUAUCUAUCUAUCUAUCUAUCUAUCUAUCUAUCUAUCUAUCAAUUUCUGACUAUUCAAUAUCUAUCUAUCUCUAUCUAUCUAUCUAUCAAUCAAUCACAUCUCACUGCUAAUUGCUUCCGUCCACGCCGAGUGCCAUCUCUUCUGCUCUUUCGAUACACUGAUAUUAGUACAAGAGCAUUUGUCGUCGAGUGUCUGUUAACAAGUCCGUCUCGCAGUUCGUUGUCGUUCGGUCCAGCUUCGCUGGGUGCCAGACUGUCAUAG